This is a messenger RNA of Carassius gibelio (silver crucian carp), 1968 nucleotides long. Its product is annotated as carbohydrate deacetylase. The transcript has 6 exons. Gene Ontology annotation, biological process: carbohydrate metabolic process. NCBI's taxonomy places the organism in Eukaryota, Metazoa, Chordata, Actinopteri, Cypriniformes, Cyprinidae. The coding region runs from base 93 to 1064 and encodes 323 amino acids. The record is from RefSeq and is a predicted model, not a curated record. Gene Ontology annotation, molecular function: deacetylase activity.
UAGACACGUAAGCAAAGUCACACCUGCUGCCAGAAGUCUGUGUACAAGGAUAACAUUCAGCUUAAAUUCAUAACAUUGACAACAGCAAAAUCAUGGUUCUGCAGGGCGAGGAGAAGAUGCCUCAACCCAAGGUGAAGCUGGUGGUGACAGGAGAUGAUUUUGGGUACUGCGAGAGAAGAAAUCAAGGGAUUGUGGACUGCUUUAAAGCUGGUGGGAUCUCUAACGUCUCUCUUCUGGUCAAUGCAGUCUCAGCGGAGCACGCGGCAGACCUGGCCAAAAGGAAUCACAUCCCCAUUGGGCUCCAUGCGAAUCUUUCAGAGGGUCUUCCAGUGUCUCGGGAUCUAAAGGGCUCCACGCUCCUCAACAAGGAUGGAUUCUUCCAUGGCAAGAUGGGCUUCCGGGAAGUUUUGCAGUGUGGUCAUCUCAAGAUGUCAGAGGUGGAGGCAGAGCUCAGAGCCCAGGUAAAUCGAUUUUGUGAACUUAUUGGCCACGAACCCUAUCAUAUGGACGGCCACCAGCAUGUGCACGUGCUGCCAGAGGUGCGAGAGGUGUUCGCCCAGGUUCUCUCUGAUUUUGGGAUCACCUACACACGGGUGCCCAUAGAACCCGGUCUUAAAUUUUGCACCUUCCUCCCGCCACAUCUGCGAGACUUCAAUGCACAGGUUGAAAAAGAUGCCCUUGAAUCUAUGGAGGUCUUUCAUCGCUAUGGAAUUAGAUGGCCUGAUGUAUACCUGGGCCUGAGCACCAUGGGUAAAAACAUGUCUGUCCCCAACCUGAAACGUGCUUUGGGCUUCACGCUGGACACUUCACUAGAUGAUGCUGUGUCCUCCUCAUUGAUACAGUGCAAUGAUGCUGUGACUGACUCCUAUCGUCCGGUUACAGCAGAGCUUAUGGUGCAUCCAGGAUAUCCGAGUCAGCCUCACCAGGGCGGAUGUGGAGAAGGACCAGAUGACUUCUCACAGUCUGCAGACCGACUACAUGAGCUUAACACUUUGAGUGACCCUUUUGUUCUUAACUACUACAGACAACAGGGGAUCCACCUCUGCGCCUUUAAAGACUUUUAAACCCUUAGGCCAGAGUAUUUAAGGUUUGGCACACUGAAUGUCUUCUGCUUUAAGGAAACAAUAUCUUAACCCAUACCUCAAUUAGUCAUAUAAGUGCUUGGCUUGGGUAAGGCAGAAAAUCAGAAUUCGAAAGCCCAUAUAAAAUGUGUUUUGAAGCUGCUUCUUCAAGAAGAGCUUAAACAACUGAAUUAUACUUAUUCUUCAACAGGAACACAAGAUACGAUUAGAUUGACCUCUUUUUAAAUUUCUCAACUAGACUUUUAAUUUAAAUUUUAAUGCAGCUAGCCAUUUCAACACAGAGAGCUGUAUCCUUAUACUAGGAAACUGCAAUUUUAUCUGGACUUGUUUCUAAAAAUGUUGCCUCAUUUGUGCAAGUUUCUCUAAAAAGCCAUAUAUUAAUAUUGUACAGAACUGUAAAAUCCAACAACAACGCCAUAUUUAAGACUUUAUCGUACUGGAUGUAGAUUUGAACUCCACCGAACAUGUAGCAAUUACUUUAUUUAAAAAUCAAAGGUAUUUUUGGGUACAAUGUUUUUAAUGAAUGUAUUUAUUAUUUUUUUAUGAACCUGAAAAAAACAAAAACAAAAAAAACCUACUCUGGAUUUCUUUCUGAAAUGUAAAAAUAACUUUGGAACAAGUAUUACGAUGGUUGAAGUGAUUUAAGUUUAAAAAAAUUAUUAGAUAAUUAUUAUACGAGCACAGCAAAUUUGCUGCACAAUAUUUUGUGUGUAAAAUAGGCCUACUAGUAAACACUUGUAACGAUAUUCAAACCGAACCAAAAAACACGUAGGCCAAAAGUCGGCCUACACCAAUCACAGUAUGUACCACGAUACUCUCUUGAUAUCCCACCCCCUGCGUAUGUUUUGGCACAUAUUACCAUAAGUAAUGUUGUCCAAUGACUUGU